AACCCUCAGGAACAACAGUAUCCCCUCCAGGAAGUGGUCAACCAUUAGGAACAACGGCACCAGUAACCAGACCAGGUCAACCUCUUGGCACAACUGCUGGAACAACGGCACCACCCUCAGGACCUGAACAACCUUCAGCAACAACAGCAUUGACAACAGCACCGCCACAAGGACCAGGACAGCCAUCAGGCACAACACCAAGAACAACAGUGGUCUCACCAGGAACUGGUCAACCGAUUGGAACAACAUCAGGUACCAGAACACCACCAUCAGGAGUGACAACAGCACCUCCAGGACCUGGACAGCCAUCUGGGACAACUUUUGGUACAACUGCGCAACCAUCAGGGCGUGAAACACCAUCUGGCACCACAGCAGGGACAACGGCACCAAUCCCGGGAACUGGUCAGCCAUCAGGGUCGACUACAGGAACAACAGCACCACCAUCUGGGCCUGGCCAACCAGUGGGAACGACAGUUGGUACAACUGGGCCUCCACCAAAACCAGGAACUCCAGCCAGUACUACUGUAGACACCACAGCGCCCCCAUCAGGACCUGGUCAACCACUUGGCACAACACCAAAAACAACAGCACCACAACCAAGCCCUGAUCAACCAAUUGGUACGACAGCUGGAACAACAGGUUCACCGCCGGGCCCUGGUCAACCAUCAGGAACGACGCCAACAACAACAGGCCCCCCAACUGGCCCAAGUCAACCCCUGGGUACAACACCAAGAACAUCUGUACCACCACCAGGACCAGGUCAACCAUCAGGAACAACACCAAGAACGACAGGACCCCCAUCUGGACCAGAACAACCAACUCAAACAGCAGAAGGAACAACAGCUCCACCUUCUGGUCCCAGUCAACCCUCUGGCACAACAGCAGCAACGACAGCACCACCACCUGGACAGCCUUCUGGCACAACAGCUGCUACAACAGCACCACCACCUGGAUCUGGUCAACCUUCUGUAACAACACCAAAAACAACAGGACCCAACUCUGCAACGACCGCAGCAAUUACUCUACCCCCCUCUGGUACAACAGCGGCCUCACCAGGGCCUGAACAGCCUGCUGCAACGACUGCAGCAACAACCGCACCACCACCAGGGCCUGAACAAACACCAGGAACUACGCCCAGAACAUCAGUUCCACCACCAGGACCAGGUCAGCCAUCAGGAACAACACCAAGAACAACAGGAGCACCACCAGGAUCAGAACAACCAUCUGUAACAGAAGGAACAACUGCACCCCCUCCAGGACCUGAACAACCAGCAGGAACAACACCAAAUACAACAGGACCAACCCCCCGACCUGGGCAACCAACUGGCUCAACAGGAGGAACAACAGUCACACCAUCUGGUCCUGGCCAACCUUCUGGCACAACAGUAGCAACGACGGCACUACCCCCAGGAUCUGGACAGCCUUCUUUAACAACACCAAAAACAACAGGACCACCCUCAGAAACAACUAGAGCGAUUACUCUCCCUCCUACAGAGACUGCACCAGGGCCUGGACAGCCAUCAGGCACAACACCACUGACAUCAGGCACUCAACAGACUAUUGCAACUACUACAGCCCCUACAGAACCAGGACAGCCAUCUGGGACAACAGUGGGAUCAACACCGCCAGGACCAGGACAACCAUCUGGAACCACAGCAGGAACAACAGCUCCACCAUCAGGGCCAGGACAACCUUCUGGAACAACAGCAAAGACAACAGCACCCCCCACUGGUCCAGGACAACCUUCAAGAUCAACAGCCACUCCAUCUGAAACAGAACGACCCGUUACAACUCCAGCUCUACCAACAGUAUCACCUGGGCCACCAUCACCCACAACAGAAAUGACCACAACACAACCAUCAGGCUCAGCGCAACCGUCUGGGACAACUGUGGGAACAACACCCCUCCCAUUAAUAACAGCACCAUCUAGUACACCGGAAACGCCAUUAAAAUCGGGACCCUGCACAGAAUGUUAUUGUGGCCCAAGAAUGGACCCUGAGACAGGGCUUAAUAUAAUCUCAUGCCAGCCUAUUGUCUGUGACACGACCUGCGCUGAGGGUUAUGAGUAUGAACCUGAUCCAGUCAUGUGCUGUGGAAAGUGUGUCCAGAAGAGCUGUGUUGUUACUGCACCAGAUAAUUCUACACUCUUCAUUCGGGUCAACGAAACGUAUGUUUCCCCUGAUGAUCCAUGUGUCAAAUACACUUGUGAUAAGAUCGGUGAUACACUGAUGACGACUGAGAUUGUCAAGUCCUGUCCACCCUUCAACCCUGAUGACUGUGAACCUGGCACAGAGACGACUGAUGCUGACGGAUGCUGCAAGUCUUGCAAGCUGCGCAGUGUCUGUGAGGUAGAGACUGAAGAGAUCAUCCUGGAGACUGACAAGUGUAGAACAACUGUGCCGGUCAGCGUCACCUCCUGUGCAGGCCACUGUGGAAGCACAUCUAUAUAUUCUGCUGCAGCCAACUCCAUGAUGCACCAGUGUGAGUGUUGCCAAGAGGACGCUACCAGUCAGAGGCAGGUGGAGAUGACCUGCGAGGAUGGAACCAAGAUCCAGCACACCUACACCGUGGUGGAAUCAUGCCGCUGCACCAAAGCUGAGUGUGUGCCAGGGACCACAGCACGACCACGCCGCAGGAGACGAUGAGCACCGACAUACUGAGCGCCGUGAAUGACGACAAUGAAAGACACGCCUUAAAUCACAAUCUUUGACUCAACUUUUUAGACUUUACUUUUUGUUCUGUCAUUUUGGACAGGGUGUGAUGUCUCUCUCAAUUUUCUUUAAAAUCAUGAUUAUUAAAAUUA
Molecule: messenger RNA, 2803 nt
Organism: Synchiropus splendidus (mandarinfish)
Lineage: Eukaryota; Metazoa; Chordata; Actinopteri; Syngnathiformes; Callionymidae
Product: intestinal mucin-like protein
Exons: 6
Coding region: 1842-2645 (267 amino acids)
Cellular component (GO): extracellular region; extracellular matrix
Molecular function (GO): hormone activity
Source: RefSeq, a predicted model, not a curated record